Messenger RNA from Tigriopus californicus, 884 nucleotides. Its product is annotated as aliphatic nitrilase-like. The transcript has 5 exons. Gene Ontology annotation, molecular function: catalytic activity. Lineage: Eukaryota; Metazoa; Arthropoda; Copepoda; Harpacticoida; Harpacticidae. The record is from RefSeq and is a predicted model, not a curated record. Bases 286 to 825 code for a protein of 179 amino acids.
GCCUUUGGGGAGGCCUUGGUCCCUGGAUACCCAUAUUGGCUGGAGGCAACAAAUGGCUGUCAAUUCAAUAAUAAAGUGCAGAAGGAGAUCUUUGCCCACUACUCUCGGGAAAGUGUCCGAAUUCAAGAUGGCGACUUGACAGGGGUUUGCACUAGCGCCAAAGACCUCAACCUGGUGGUGAUUCUUGGAAUCAUUGAAGUUGGCGAGGAUCGUGGCGGACAAACGCUCUAUUGCUCUAGUGUCUACAUUGACAAAGGAGAAAUUCUCUCCGUUCACCGUAAACUGAUGCCCACUUAUGACGAGCGGUUGGUCUGGGGACCUGGAGAUGGCCAUGGGCUUCAAGUUCAUCCUUUGAAAGGAUUCCAGAUCUCGAGAUUGAAUUGUUGGGAGAACUGGAUGCCACUUCCUCGAGCCUCAUUGUACGCGCAAGGUUCGAAUGUUCACUUUGCUCAUUGGCCGGGAAGCGUGGGUCUCACUAAGGACAUCACUCGUUUCAUCGCCAUGGAAUCCAGGUCGUUCGUAAUCUCAGUGGGAAAUCAUCUCACGCCCAACGAAUUCUGCCCAGAAAUUCCUCACUUUAGCCUGAUUAAGGGAUCCAGCGCCAAAGUGUUAGCCACUGGAGGCUCUUGUAUAGCCGGCCCUAAUGGCAAAUGGUUGAUUGAGCCUCAGACUUGUCAUGACACACUGCUAACAGCGGAUUUAGAUUUGGAACAAGUUCGAGAGGAGCGUCAAAAUUUUGAUCCCGUGGGACACUAUUCCCGACCAGAUGUGACCAAGCUCAUUGUGAAUCGAACUCGCCAGAGCACGGUUGAGUUCAAAGAUUAAACCUGGCAUGACGAUUUUUUACGGGUUCCGAUUAAGAAUUCAAUAAAAAAUAAUCUCAA